Molecule: messenger RNA, 1842 nt
Organism: Penaeus chinensis
Lineage: Eukaryota; Metazoa; Arthropoda; Malacostraca; Decapoda; Penaeidae
Exons: 6
Coding region: 151-1698 (515 amino acids)
Biological process (GO): protein ubiquitination
Molecular function (GO): ubiquitin protein ligase activity
Source: RefSeq, a predicted model, not a curated record
CAUAAAAUCUGAGGCCACAUGGCAACCUCACUUUCGCUCCGCCUUCUUCCCUCAUGAGGCAGGUGUGAGGGCCUCUCCGUCGCCACCUCCAUCUCCUCUACCUGUUAAGCUUCCCUUCAACACACCUUUACCUCAACCUGGGAGGUAGCCAUGGCCUCCCAGGACUGCCAAGUUUGUCUGGAGCGUUACGACGACGAGGCGCGGAAGCCCCGAUGCCUCAGCUGCGGCCACACGCUCUGCACCCUCUGCUUGUCGGACAUCAUCGACAGAGGGACUCUCUACUGCCCUUUCUGUAGGGUCAGUCACGUUACCCCCGUCACCAGAGCGGAGGACGUGCCGGUCAACUACACCCUGGUGAGCCUCCUGCAGGAUUCCGGCCUGUCGAUGGCGCCUCGCAGCUCGGAGGCCCUCCUGACCGUGGUCAAGAACGAGGCCAUCGAGAGGACGACCGGCCAGCUGGUCAUCUGCAACUGUCACCUGGCGCGCCUUAAGGACCUCCAGCAGAGACUCGGCGCGCAGACGAAGCUGCAGGAGAAGCAUAUCCACGCCCUGCGCUCCCUGCUGGCGCGCCACGAGGAGCACCUGCGGGACCUCACUGACGCAUCCGCCCAGACGAGGGAGACCGUGGGCGAGGGCGAGGGCUGGAAGAGGGCGCUGGAGCUGAGCCAGGCGCGGGUAAACUGCGCGUCCUCGCUGCUGGAGGUGACGGCGGUCCACCAGGAGGACGGCGCCCUCGAGGCCUCUGUGAAGGGCUGGAGUGAGAAGGCCUACGAGCUUCUGAAGACGCAGGUCGUCCAGGCUGCUGAAGAGAUGGAGAGCCUGACACGAGUAGCUUUAGAGGCUGUCGUGGAGAGGAGUAUGACCACAACGGCAUCAGCUGUCACUCCUACUAAAUAUCAAAUAGAGAGUCUAACCAGUGUGGCAUUUGGAACUGUCCUGGAAAUGGGUAUGACCACAGCCGCAUCAGGUGUCACGCCUACAAAGUGUCAGGUUACCUACGAGUCGGACAAAUCUCUACUUCUAAGUGAGCUUCUGAGGAAGGCGCGGGUGGUGGGAAGCGAGGUGUGGGCGGUGUUGGACGAGGAUGGGCGGCCUCGGUGUGCUAAGGUCACUCAGGUGGACGGCAGGAUUUUCCUCCACGCCCUCAUGGAAGGGACGCCCCCCAUCUACACCCACACCGUGCCCUAUGAAGACGUGCGAAACCUGGUGGACGAGAGCUGCAUAAGGACCUUCCUGGAACUCUCCUGGGCGGGUAAAGUGCAAGGACGGAUUACCAUACGCCUAUUGAACGCUACGUGUCGGUGUCUCCAGUUCUUCUACCUGUGCUCGGGAGAACGCGGCCCUUCGUACGCCAACACCCGCCUGCUGGAGGCGGAGGCCCGGGGCCAGUCCGGGGAGAGGGUGUGGGGGGGAGACUACCAGAACAACGACGGCAGCGGGGGGGCGGCUCUCCCUGGCCUGACCAUGGGGGAGCUCUCGUCGCAGAGCGUCACCGCGGGCCUCGUCGCCGGCUUCUGCUACAGCCACGAGCACCGGAACCCUUCGCACUUCGUCAUCUACAACAACGACUGCCCCGUCCUGUACGAGGAGAGUCCGCUGGGGAGAGUGGUAGAGGGCCUGGAAUUCGUCAGGAGCGCUGCGAGGCUGCCGGAUGUGAAGGACGCAGUCGUGAGUGAUUGUGGAUUAGUGCUGACGUAGUUGUGUCCCGAGGGUUAGGGAGUUAGCCCGUAUUCUCUGUCUCUGGCUCGCUCUCUCUCUCUCUCUCUCUCUCUCUCUCUCUCUCUCUCUCUCUCUCUCUCUCUCUCUCUCUCUCUCUCUCUCUCUCUCUCUCUCUCUCUCUCU